UACAUCAGUUCCCACUGCUUAGAUAGGUUCCCUGUGAAGGCAAGAUGUAAGGACACUAUUAUCCGACAGCUCAGCAAGCUCUCUCAACUGCCUCAGCCAGCCUCCCUUUCCCUUCUUCCCCAGACCUGGAUUGAGUGUCCGACAGUACGGAGUCAGACCUGAGUCCCCAUUGUCACUAUGAGCAACUCAGUCACUCUAGGGGACCUGGGGCAGCUCCUCGAAGAUGGUCUGAGGAUUUCAGAACCUCUGAUUCUAGAUGAGAUCUCUGAUAGUUCUGAGUAUAGCCUCAGAGGGUCUUCUAAAUUCACCGUUGAACAAGACUCUCCUAAACGCUGGAAGCAAUUAGAACAGUGGGUGGCAGAUCUGCAAGCUGAAGUGGUUUGCCUUCGAGGGCAAAAGGAGCGUUCAGAUCAAGCUGUUCUGAGUUUGUUGAGGGAGCUGCUCCAGAUCCGGGCUCGGAUACAGGUGCAAGACUCUGAGCUGGAGCUGAUCCGUGAUGAAGUGAAGCAGCUUACCAGAAUACCAGAGAAGGAAGCCUGUGAGCCUUCCAGUGCUACAGGUCAGAGUCACAUGGAGUUGAUGGAGAAAAGGUUGGUGGAGGUCCGAGAUGCCCUAACCCAAGUUAGGCGGAAACAGGCUCUCCAGGAAACAGAAAAGAAGAACUUUGAGACAGAACUAACCCUCAGGUUGGAUAAGCUGAAUGGGGACCUAAAAGAAGAAGCUGAGGGGCGGGAAACAGCCUGCAGUACUCUGCUGCAGAGCCAAGAAGAGAGUGCCUGCCGAACUAGUCGGGAUAUUGCUGGGAUACAGGCUCAGGCACUUCAGCUUGGAGAGGAGAUGAGUCUCAAAUUCCUGAAAAGAGAAGCCAAGCUUUGUGGCCACCUUCAGAAAAACUUCAUGGCCAUUGAGAAGAAAAUGAAAGUUUCUGAGAAUACAAGACUCAAAUCUGAGAAGAACCUCUGGGAAGAACUGGAGGUGAAAUGGCAGAAAAUCCAGGUGCUAAAUGAAGACCAUUUCCGAAGCCUGAAGCAUCAGCAAGAGCAGGAAGAGUCUCGUCUCUUAGACCAGUGUCGAGCCCUGGACAAUGCAGUCAUCCAGUUAACUGAGUUUGUGAGAGAGAACCAGACAUCACUCAAUAGGGUCCUGCAGGCAGAGCAGAAGAACAGAGAAGCUCAGGAGCAGUAUGAGAAGGAGAGUGUGGAGAAGUUUACCAUGAAACUGCAGAAUGACAUUUCAGCUGUCAGGGAGUCUUUUGACAAUGCACAUCGGGAAGCUCGCAGUGAACUGGAAAAGAUCCAAGAAAAGAGUCAGGUCUUGGAAGAGUCCAUUGGUCGGUUGGUCAGGGAAGUCAGAGACUUAAGUGACCAUUUUGUUGCUUUGAGCUGGAAAUUUGACCUUCAGGAACAGACCUUGAACCUGAAAAUGUCUGAGGCAAGGAAGGAGUGUUCGGAAGAGGAGAAAAAAGCACUAGAGAAAUUCAUUCAGUGGCAGAACGAAACCAUAGUGCAUCUUAAGGAAUUACAAGAGAAAGUAGAAAGCUUCCUUAAGCAGAUAGGAGAUGUGAAUGACAGGUGUCUCCUCCACAGAAAUGACUCUGAUCAGAAAAUAAUCACUGAGAGCAGAACCCGACUAAUGGAGGAUCUGAGAAAUGCUGACCUGGAAAAGAUGAGUCCCCUGCAUCAAUACAGGACUGUUUCCUCUCUCCAGUCAACCAUCCCUGUUCUCCAUCAAAGGAAAAAUGAGAUGAGGAUAGUGAAGCAGGAAUUGGCAGUAGUGCUUUCUGCCCUGCAGCUGCUCAAGGAGGACAACCCUAACAGGAAGAUAGCGGAAAUACAGGGCAAGCUGACUACGUUUCAGAGUCAGAUAAUGAAGAUGGAAAACAACAUACAAGACAACAAGACCAUACAGAACCUGAAAUUUAACACUGAAACCAAACUGAGGGUAGAAGAGAUUGCUCACCUCCGGGAGAAUGUGAUGAAGCUAUGGAGUGAGGAAGGACCCUGGACCCUGACGCUUGGUAGCAAAAGAAUGCUCAUGUCCCUUGUGAGACAACGAUUUUUUAUCAAGGAUGUGGGCCCUGACGAGGUCACCCAGAUAAACAGAUGGGGCAUUUAUCAGGCAGUGAGGUGGCUGAAAUGGAAAACACUUUUACUCAAGCUUUUAGCUAAGGGAAGGCCAAGGAAAGUCUUUCAUCUCAGGGGUCCUAGUGGAGAAGCCUACAGAUCUGGAACCUAUUCAUUGAUCUGACUUUCCUCUCUUCCUAGAAAUAAAAUGCUUUCUCUUAUGUGAAA
Messenger RNA from Antechinus flavipes (yellow-footed antechinus), 2291 nucleotides. It is a transcript of the gene CCDC154, whose product is annotated as coiled-coil domain containing 154. The coding region runs from base 178 to 2247 and encodes 689 amino acids. The record is from RefSeq and is a predicted model, not a curated record. The transcript has 18 exons. NCBI's taxonomy places the organism in Eukaryota, Metazoa, Chordata, Mammalia, Dasyuromorphia, Dasyuridae.